This is a messenger RNA of Patella vulgata (common limpet), 731 nucleotides long. RefSeq names its product sodium channel protein type 8 subunit alpha-like. Bases 297 to 731 code for a protein of 144 amino acids. Lineage: Eukaryota; Metazoa; Mollusca; Gastropoda; Patellidae. Gene Ontology annotation, molecular function: voltage-gated sodium channel activity. Gene Ontology annotation, cellular component: plasma membrane; voltage-gated sodium channel complex. The record is from RefSeq and is a predicted model, not a curated record. The transcript has 3 exons. Gene Ontology annotation, biological process: membrane depolarization during action potential; sodium ion transmembrane transport; neuronal action potential.
UUUGGCCAGCGGUCAACUGUUAAUUAGGACACACGUUAAUUACGACAUAUACGUGGUCACUUCAAUUGGAAUUGUACAAGAAAGCCCGUCAUUGCGCCAGAUAAAACUCUUCACAUGUUGCAAUGAUGGAAGUUCUGGAAAUCAAUAUGGCGGCCUGUUUUUCCUGUCUAUUCUGUACCAGAUAUUGAAUGAUUUCAGUUCUGUUACAGUGUCCAGAACAUGCUUUCACAACAAGGUGGCUUCGGGUCAGUUUUGACAAAGGUAGUGUGCAUGUGUCCAACUAGUUUUAUUGGAAGAUGGAUCUGGAUGAAGAGGUAGACUAUUGCCCUUUCCGGCGAUUCACCCGUGAAUCACUGUUUAAUAUCGAACGGCGGAUUGCAGAAGAAAAGGCCGUCAAGCAAACAGAGAAAGCUCCAGCUGAGACUGAUUCGUCUGACGACGAAGGUGACGAACCCAGUCACCAUGAACCCGAACUUAAACCAAACCCGAAGCUGGAAGCCGGUCGGAAAUUGCCGCCAUCGCUUGAAGAUUUUCCCGCACAUUUGACAGGCCGACCCGUAGAAGAUCUAGAUGAAUAUUAUCAUAAUCAGCUUACGUUUGUUGUGGUGGGGAAAGAUAAAACAUUAUACCGGUUUUCAGCUACUGAUGCAAUGUUUGUGCUUAGCCCUUUUAAUAUAUUACGGCGGUGUGCCCUCUACGUAUUAGUGCAUCCAUAUCCUUUUUAUAUUUAA